Messenger RNA from Tetranychus urticae (two-spotted spider mite), 2010 nucleotides. RefSeq names its product kelch-like protein 24. Gene Ontology annotation, molecular function: protein binding. The record is from RefSeq and is a predicted model, not a curated record. Lineage: Eukaryota; Metazoa; Arthropoda; Arachnida; Trombidiformes; Tetranychidae.
UACAUUACUCUUUGGUUUGUUUUUUAUUUGCAAAUUAAAAAAGUUUAUUUUACCCGCCACUCUUCGAUCAUCUGUAAAUUCAAUGGUUAACCAAUAGGCUUGCUUCAUUAAGAGCUACUGUGUUUCAUUUCGUCUCUGAACUAAUUUAUUAUAAAUUUUAAGUUUUUAAUUUAUAUUGUGAUUACUCUAAUUCAACCAAUAUGAACGAAGAAGAUACUAGUUGUGAUCAAAGACUGAAAAUAGUGAAUAGAACAAGAGAAUAUAUCGUCUCUAAAAAGUUCAUUUGUUCUUCGGUGCCUUAUUUUGAGAAAAUGUUUUGUUGUGAUCUGUUGGAAUCAAAGGAAAACAAAGUGGUGCUGGAUUUUGAUGAACAUGUCUUCGAUUCUAUUCUGAAUUGGAUUCAUACUGGGUCGUUCUGGAUCAACAUGGAGAAUGUUAUUCUUUUUUACGAGGCAGCUGAUUAUUUGAUGAUAAAUGAACGUUUACUAAAACCUUGUUUGUCUUAUUUUCAUGAUAAAUUCACUAUUAAACAUCUUCCAUCUGUUUUAUCUCAAGUCACGAAAGUGUCGAAAUUGAUCAGCUCAGGAUCCAUUGAAAAUAUCAUUUGUCGAUAUUUCUUACAGAUAGUUAACACGGAUAUUUUUUUGAACUACCCGUUUGAAACAGUUGAAGCUAUUCUCAAAUUGGAUUUGAUGGUUUACUCUGAAUAUCAAAUAUUUGAUUCAAUAAUCAAAUGGGUGAAAAAAGCAGACUCUAGAAAAGAUUUACUGCAACAGCUGUUGGAUUGUGUCCGUUGGUGCUUCAUGGAUGCUGAUGACUUAUCUGUGGUUGAAAAUAAUGAAUUGAUCAAGGCUCUUCCUAAUUUCAAAGCAAUUAUAUCUUCUAACGUUGAAUAUGAAUUCGAUCGUUGUAAACAAAGGUAUUUUGUAUCCAUCCAGCAAAUGGACGAAAUGUUGAGGAUAAAAUUGUUCGAUGAUCAAUUUUUUUGUUCUGCCAUUGGUGAUUUUUCUAUUGAUUAUGAUAUGUGCCCUGAAUUUUUCCAUGAAGAACAUAUUUCAGAUAUUUUCACUGAAUCUGGAUCGGAUGGGGUCCGAAUUGAUUGGAUUAAAAAAACAUUUCGAUGGCUCUGGAUGGAAAAUCCUGGUGAAACCUACUACAGUGAAUUAAUGGACCUCAUCGUAAGCUUUUCCAAAAGUCCCAGAGCCUUUUCCUGGUACUUGGAUGACAAGGAUAUCAAAAUUCCUGAUGGUCCCAUACUACAUGAUGAAUUUUAUUUCCUUGAAUCUAAUGGUAAAUACAUUGUAAUAGGUAAAACUAAAGACAAGAAGUUGUUUGGUCUUUUUCCAGUUGAAAGUCAGAGGUGGUUCAAUAUUUUUGAAAGACACAAGCACUCCUUCCAUGCGACUGUUUUGGACCCUGUUGUUUAUAUAUUGACGAAGGAUCUCGAAUUUAUCCAGUUUAAUUAUGAAACUAAAUGCUUCAAUAAGAGUCAACCGUUUAAAAACAAGAAAUUCCAUUUCGAUAAUUUAAUUUUGACUUCUCACCCAAAAAACGAUGACAAAGUAAUUCUGAUUAAUAAAUCAACUGGAGCAAUUUAUGUUUUCUGCAUCAAUCAGGAGGAAUGGAUUGAAAAAUAUCAAAUCCUGGAUGUGCCCUUUUCUUCCAAUAGUUCAGGUUCUUCUAUCAAUGAGGAUGAUUAUCCUAUCAUUGCAUUCACUCCAGCAUUUUUAUCGAUGAAAUUUAUCAAACCUUUGUACGAGCAAUACACGCAUCGACUAUAAACUACCAUGUGCGCCAUUCUGUUCACCUAAAUUCCGAGUGCCAGCUGUAAACGCCAUUAUUCUCGAUAAUUCAAAUGUAUUUGUUACACAAUUGUAUUUUGCCUAUCGCUAAGCAUAGUUAACAUCCAUUAUAAUGGCCUUUUGCUUAUUUUGGUUGAACUCUUUCAUUUAAAAAACUGAUAUGCAAUGAUUGAGGUCUGAUUUACAAUAAAUGUUUCUUUGCUUUUAA